Molecule: messenger RNA, 810 nt
Organism: Bombyx mandarina (wild silkworm)
Lineage: Eukaryota; Metazoa; Arthropoda; Insecta; Lepidoptera; Bombycidae
Source: RefSeq, a predicted model, not a curated record
AUGAGGCUCUUAUUAUUGAUAUCAUGUGUGCUGAUUGCAAUCCAUGCCCGCAAUGUUGCUGAGUCUAAAGGUGAAAAGUCCGAAUUGGCUGCAGAGGCUGGUGUAGAUCUAUCAGCAGCGGGUAGUGAACCAUCAUCCGCAGAUCAGGCUCUAGCUGGAACCGAGCACAAAAAAGCAAAGGACAGUCAUCACGAACAAGGAGGUGGUCACGAGCACCACGCUAAGCAUCACGAAGAACACGGAGAAAAAGGUGACAAGGGUUACAAGUCUCACCAUCAUCACGACAAAGGCGAUCAUGGACAUCAUGAAAAACAUCACCACGAAGGCCACCAUGACGAACAUGGAGGGCACAAAAAGAAACAUCACGACGAACAUGACCACCACGGCGAACAUCAUGAAGCAGCGCAUGGACACAAAGGAGGAAAAUUCGGUCACAAAAAGGGACAUAAGAAAGGUUCUAAAACGACCGGUUUCCACCACAAAUCACACAAAGAUGAAUACCAUAAGGAACACAAGUUCUAUGACGACUUUCACAAAGGCGGCCAUCACCACAAACAUGGAGAUUUCCACGGCCAUCACGACAAGAAAGGAGGACAUCACAAAAAGGGCGGACAUCACGAAAAGGGACAUCACGAAAAACAUCAUGGCAAAAAAGGACAUCACGACAAAGGGCAUUACGACGAGGACCACAAAGGUCACAAAGGGCACCACGGUCACGAGGAGCACCACGCCCACCACCACGACCACGGCAAGAAAGCAGGCCAUGCAGGCGGCAAAGAAUUCGGAUAUAGCCACGGAAAGAAAUCAUAA